Molecule: messenger RNA, 2189 nt
Organism: Acanthaster planci (crown-of-thorns starfish)
Lineage: Eukaryota; Metazoa; Echinodermata; Asteroidea; Valvatida; Acanthasteridae
Product: plancitoxin-1-like
Biological process (GO): apoptotic DNA fragmentation
Molecular function (GO): deoxyribonuclease II activity
Source: RefSeq, a predicted model, not a curated record
UUUCAAAAUUGUUAGUUGACAGAUUACAAACAAGUGUUGAUAUGUCAAAACCAAUGUGAAAGUUCAGAUUGUUGACUUUUAAAGUGCAUCAGGAAACUGCAAACAGAUUAAUCGUUGACUACACUGACUCCCUUCGAAACUGGAAAGAGCAAAAAACAGCUUAUAUUCUUUUUCCAUAUAGAAAUUUGACUUUGUAAAAUGUCAUGGUGUGAUGUAUGAGCUUUCCACAUCGGUAGAUCAAAGCUUCCCUUCAUAGAAACUCUUCAGCAGUGUGUGAAUUAUACAUAGAAAUUUGUCCCUUCUUACAGAAAUCUGAAUUUCAAUUACUUUCUCACAUGCAGGUUUUGUGGAGGUAGGGGGGGAAAGAAUAUGUUUCGUCUCGUGACAUGUUCCAGCAAAAUGUCAUUAACAGCAACUCCUGUUUUGUCAAUAACAAGGAAAUUAACAAAGGAUUUGUGCUACCCUGGGUUGCUGGAAAUCCAUCUGGAUUUUCAAGUUUCAAAUACGAUGCAUGUGCAAAAUUUUCCUAUAAAUUCACGGAGAAAAAGAAACCACAGACAGAUUGUCUCACGCCACAGUUUCUGCAACCAACUUGGUAAAGUUGGGAGUUUGUGAAGACGUCCGUUAGACUGAUCUUGGUUGAAUCCUUGUGAGAGUUUCACGAUGCCAAGCAGUGUGAUGACGUUCACAUUUUUGGCCUUGACUGCCAUAAUGGUGGGGACCAGUGAGGCAGGAGUGGGGUGCAAGGGUGCUGAUGGAUAUCCAGUUGAUUGGUUUGUUGUGUACAAACUUCCUCAAGACUCAGCCAGCUCAGUACAGGAGAUUAAAGAUGGGUAUGCUCAUAUGUACAUGGAUGUCAACAAUCCAGUGCUGACUCUUUCCAGUGCCUCGCUCAAAGACACUGACCAUGCCAUUGCAUACACCCUGGAAGAGAUCUAUCGGAACCAAGGAAGUGAUAAUUUUGCCUAUUUGAUGUACAAUGAUCAACCACCUGCAGGGGAAGAGAUCCAGUCAGGUCUUAUUGGGCAUUCUAAAGGUGUUGUUGCCUUUGAUGAUUACACUGGAUUCUGGCUGGUUCACAGCGUACCCAAAUUCCCUAUACCUGGAUCUAAAGGCUACACUUGGCCAGACAAUGCUAGACGUAAUGGCCAGACAUUGCUAUGUGUUACUUAUCCUUACAACCAGUUUGAAAAAAUAGGUCAGCAGUUGAAAUACAACUAUCCUGGGGUCUAUGACUCUCAGCUCCCCUCUAGCCUGGCUGGCGAUAACCCCAGCAUCAAGGAUGUGAUUAACGGUGUACAUGUAACAGUUGCUCCAUGGAAUCGAGAAUUGUCUCUGCAGUCCAAAGACGGGAAGAUAUUUAUCAGCUUUAACAAAGCCAGCAAAUGGAGUCUAGAUCUGUAUAAAGAUUGGCUUGCUCAUUACUUCAAGAGUGGCCUGUACUGUGAAACAUGGCAGAAUGGGGGACGCAAUCUCAACUCUUCUUGUGAAGCAGGCCUUAAUGUCUACAAUGUCAAGAAAGUUAGUCUGAAAGGUGGAAGCGAUUUCAAGGGCACCAAAGAUCACUCCAAGUGGGCAGUGACUACCAAGUCUGGCCUGCAGUGGGCUUGUUUUGGAGGUAUUAAUCGUCAGACCUCUCAAAUGUAUCGUGGUGGCGGCGCAGUCUGUUUUGAGCAUCCAGACGUCCACAAGACCUUCUAUGAUUGUGUGGCUGAAUAUGAGCCGUGUACCUAAAUGCCUUCAAUGAUCUCUGAGUUGAGACAAACAUCCCCAAUCUUGUUUUUGUUCACUCUAAGGGGACAGAAUUUAAGAUUGUUGAAAUUUAUAGUUGAAUUAUACUUGCCAUUUAAUCCUCAUUUUUAAAGAAACACAUCUGCAUAGUCUUUAUUCUUAGAAUUUGUUAUUGUGAUUAUAAGUAGAAUUUAGAGCAUGUUAGUGACACUAAUUAAGAACUGACCUGAGGGUUUUGGACCAGAAUUUAACAUUUAACCAGAAUAUUUCAUUUUUGGAAUUUUAAUAGGCUGUGAUUAGUCUUGCUAGCAUUAAAUGUAAUGUUUACUAUGCAAACCGUGACAAAACCCGUGACAAAACCCAGAGAGAAAUAAAUAAUUAGAUUAUUGUAUCAAAUUUCAUCUGUGCCCCCAAAGCUGCUGGAAUGUCCAGACUUGCUGAAACAUCAACUGAUCAAA